UUGGGUUAAAUGUUAACUUGGGCCUACUUAUAAAGACGAGUUCCGUGCCCCGCAGCGUUCGAAAACGAUUCUCUUUCCCCACAACCUGGCUUUCUCCCCGCACAGAGAUGACAGAAGAAUCAAUGGAGAAUGUGGAGUUCGAGCAAGAGCAUGUAAACGAUUCGAACUUUUCGAUUCCUCGUGGUGGUCCUAUCUAUAUUCCGAACAUGGUAGGCUCUCUCACUAGGGUUGCUGACUUCGAGGCCUCUGCUGCCCGCCAACUUCAGGAUUUAGAGUACGAGUUGUUGACAGAUUCUUACGUUGACGAGGAUAUAUGUGUUGAUGAGCUUAAAGUUUUCACAGAGGAAGAGUUGGUUGAUAUGGCUUUGAAGGAAGCUUUUCAAGAUGCUGAGAAUACUGAGAAAUCUUUGCAACUCUGGGAAGGGAACUCUGUUGCAGGAAAAAAUGAUACAUCUGCCAAUAAAAAUGGGUGUUCUAAUUGCUUUCAAAGAGGAGGGAAUGCUUCUGCUUCAUUAGUACCAGCAUAUGGAUCUCAGUCCGACAACAUUCUCAAUGUAGCUGCAAAUAAUACCGAAUCAAGAAUAAAGAAAAGAAGAGUGAAUAAGUGUGCUCUGGAGGAUAGUUAUAUUGAAAAGGUGGAGCAACUUGCAAAAAUUAAACAAAAGCAAGAUGAAGACAAAGCAGCAGCUAGGCUUCAUUGUUUCAUCCCUAGCUGCAAGGCCAAUGAAUCUGCCGUUGCAUCGUCGGAGAAAAUUGAAAGGAUGCAAUCGCUCAGGUCCAUAAACUCUGAAAGAAAGGUUUGGCAGCCACCCAUAGUUAGCAACGAUGUCAGUGAAGGCAUGGCUUUAUUGAUGUAUUCAUGGAUGAAGCCAUCAAAUAUUCAGGAGCAUAUGCCUGUGUUAUAUCCUGAAGUUGUGCUUUGCAUUGAAGUUUAUCAUGCUGUACGAAAAUUGGCAAAGACCCAAGAGCUUUUGGUCCUAGGGCGACAAACCUUGACUGAACUAAGGGAUAAGAUUUAUUGUUUGACAGACUCUGUGAUGCAAAAGGCGGGGCAGCAUGAUCCUUCGGGAUAUUUUCUCAUAGAAGAUGUAUUUUGCAAUGAUUUAAGAGAUCCCUCAGCCAUAGAUUAUAGUGAACCUAUAUUCGAUUGGCUUAGGGACUCGAGGGAUGAAGCUCUUAGAAAGUGGGACUGCAUUAUAAGUGGCGAUUUACAAAAGAAGCAAAAAGCAAUUAUAGGCGAGGUAAAAUCAUCAGAUUUGCCUCAUUUCAAGGCCGUUGCAAUGCAGAACACACAGUUUUGUGACUUGAGGUUUCGACUUGGUGCUGGAUAUUUAUACUGUCAUCAGGGAGACUGUAAGCAUACUAUAGUAAUCAGGGACAUGAGGUUGAUUCAUCCUGAGGAUGUGCAGAACCGGGCAGCUUAUCCAAUUAUCAUCUUUCAAAUGAAGUUACGCGGCCAAAAAUGUGAUGUUUGCAAUAUCUAUAGAGCGACCAAGGUUAGUGUAGAUGACAAGUGGGCAGGGACAAACCCUUGUUAUUUCUGUGAUGAUUGCUAUUUCCUUCUUCACCACAACAAAGAUGGCAGCCUUUUGUACAGUGACUUCCUAGUGUAUGAACAUGUGCAUGAUUAGUUGUUUUCGGGUAUGCACACAGUUGAUGAUAAUUCAACUCUAAUUUGAAUCAGGCCAAGCCGAAUGAAUUGAUUAAGAAAA
This is a messenger RNA of Tripterygium wilfordii, 1712 nucleotides long. RefSeq names its product snRNA-activating protein complex subunit. The coding region runs from base 108 to 1631 and encodes 507 amino acids. Gene Ontology annotation, cellular component: snRNA-activating protein complex. The record is from RefSeq and is a predicted model, not a curated record. The transcript is spliced from 12 exons. Gene Ontology annotation, biological process: snRNA transcription by RNA polymerase II; snRNA transcription by RNA polymerase III. Lineage: Eukaryota; Viridiplantae; Streptophyta; Magnoliopsida; Celastrales; Celastraceae. Gene Ontology annotation, molecular function: RNA polymerase III type 3 promoter sequence-specific DNA binding; RNA polymerase II cis-regulatory region sequence-specific DNA binding; core promoter sequence-specific DNA binding.